UAGUUGAUAUAGAAUUAAUAUAUAGAGUAAAUAUAACUGUGGUAGAUUUUGUUAUAGAGUAUAGAAUCUUGAUGAUAAGGAUAAAAUAUAUUUUUUAGAGUACUAAUUUGCAGUAGUAUGAAUGGUGGAGCUAGCCUAAGCCGCCACUGUCAGCAGUCCAAAACCGAAUUAAAGUUGGCGUGCACACGGAACUAACGCCAGGUACAGCUGCCCGAGACAGUAAUCUGACGCCGAUGAGGCUGCAUCAACUGGUAGUCGGUAGUUUUCGCCGGCAGAUUGGCAUCCACAGGAAGCAACCAUGAUCCUCUUGGCACAUGCGUCGCCAGUGCUUGCCUGACAGCGCAAUCUUGUCCUGCCCAGCUGCACCUGCCCCUGCCGGGAGACAACAAUUAGUUAAAUUUUACCGACGGUAAUCAUCGCCAUGACCAUUGUCCACCGCACUAACGAGCUAGCUAAUCAGUCACCUCGACCCCUUCCCUUGGCGGAUGGAGAUGGACGCAACGCAAGUAUGCCGGAUGCCGCGGCAGCGCAGUGAGCGGAGCUGAGAGUAGUUGAGGCGAGUGCUAGAGCAGAGCGCGCAGGCCGGAGCAGGAUUAGCCACCAAAUCCACCACCUGACGCCGCCACACCCGCUCACACUUGUGCCGCGGCUGCCUUACCAUGUCCCCCCGCCUACCGCUCCCCCUCCAUCUCCCCACACGCUGCCGCGCAUUCCCAUGCCGCCGCCGCGCCGGCUCCACCUCGACGCCACCUUCCUCUUCCUGCCCGUCUUCCUGUUCGCGACAUGGCGGCCCGUGGCGGCGGCGGCGCUCUCCACCUUCGCCAUGGCCAAGGCGGACACCACUACCAUAGUGUGCGCGCUGCUGCCGUCCGCGGCGUCCCCGCUGCUGGUCGACCUCAACUGCACGGCCGCCGGCGGCGACCACGCGCGCCAGGUGACGUACCCGUCCUCGCACCCCUUCGCCGCGCUGGCCGGAGGGGAGAACUUCCUCUGUGCCGUGAGGCCCUCCGGCGAGCGCGCGGGCGACAUCGACAUGCGCUGGUGGGACCUGUCCGGCGACGGCAGCAGCAGCUCCAAGCGGGUCUACAUGGGCCCGCCGCUCCGGGCGCUGUCCUCGGGAGAGUACCGCGUCUGCGGGGUGCUCAGCAGCGGGGAGCUCCACUGCUGGCGUUGGCGCGGCCUCAACAUCUCCAGGGACCUCCGCUUCGCCGCCGCCGCCGUGGGGGACGGCUUCGUGUGCGGGAUCCUCAAAGGGACGCCGGCGUCCAUCCGUUGCUUCGGGAACGACACGGCGGCUGCGGCCGUCGCCGGCGCGCCGGCAGACGGGAGCUUCGACGUCGUGGCCGCGUGCGGCCACCGCGCGUGCGCGCUGUCCACGACGGGGGUGCUCGCGUGCUGGGGCCACGACCCGCCGACGGUCGCCCCCGACGACGCGGCCACCGGGUACGCGGCGCUGGCAUUGGGGGAGGCCGGCGUCUGCGGCCUGCGCACCAAUUCCACCAUCCGCUGCUUCGGCGACGGCGUGGCAGUGCCGCCGGCCGGACUCGCGCGCGCCCAGUUCCUCGACGUGCGCGCGUACGGCAAGGCCUUUUGCGGCGUGCUCAUGAGUCAUGGCCAAUACUCCCUGGUCUGCUGGGGCGGACCUGAGUUCAACGCCACCAACCGCCUCGUCUUUGGCCGCGUCUUGCCGGGCCCCUGCCUGCCCAUGUCCUCGUGCCAAUGCGGCGUCUUGCCGGGCUCCGCCAACCUCUGCGACGACGGCCGCUGCGUCUGCGUCGACUGCGCGUUCGAGCUCAACGUCGCCAGGCCCAACGCGUCGCUCGUCCCCGUGAAGGGCGGCAGGGGCAGGAAGACCAUGUGGAUUGCCAUCGCGGCGGGGACCACCGCUUUCUUCGUCUUCUUCGUGGCAUUGCAGUUCGCGCUGGUCCUGCGGUGUCGCCGGCGCCGGCGCCGCCGCAGGAACGAACAGGAUACCUCCGGUGGUGCGCAACAGUCGCUGAUGCCGCCGAGGGUCGGGUCCAGCAGGAGCAGGGGGCCUGGCAGCGUGGUGGUGGAGAACUUCAUGCUAGACAUGCUCCACGCCUCGACGGACGGGUUCUCCGACGACAGCCGGAUCGGGACCGGCAGCUUCGGGUCCGUGUACCGUGGCACCCUCCCCGACGGGCGCGAGGUUGCGAUCAAGCGCGCCGAGGACUCGGCAAAGGCAUCAAGCUCGGUGGCGCGGCACCGCGACCGCGAGACGGCGUUCGACUCGGAGCUGACCGCGCUGGCGCGCGCCAACCACAAGAACAUCGUGUGCCUGCUGGGCUGCUGCGCCGACUCCGGCGAGCGCGUGCUGGUGUACGAGUUCAUGGCGAACGGCACGUUGCACGAUCAGCUCCACAGCCGCAGCCCCCUGGCGGCGGUCGUGUCGUCGUGGCGCGGCCGUCUGACCAUCGCCCUGGGCGCAGCGCGGGGCAUCGAGUACAUGCACGUGUACGCCGUGCCGCCCAUCAUCCACCGCGACGUCAAGUCCGCAAACAUCCUGCUCGACGACGCGUGGACGGCCAAGAUCGCCGACUUCGGGCUGUCCUCCGUCCUGGACCCCGGCGCCGGCACGCCGCAGGAGCCGCUCUACACGGGGGGCACGGUGGGGUACAUGGACCCGGAGUACUACCGGCUGCAACACCUGACGGACAAGAGCGACGUGUACAGCUUCGGCGUGGUGCUCCUGGAGCUCGUGUCCGGCUGCCGCGUCGUGCAGCGCUACGCCGAGAGCGUGACGCCCAAGAACGUGGUUGAGUUCGCGGUGCCGCACAUCCUGGCCGACGACGUCGCGCGCGUGCUCGACCCGCGCCUGCCCGCGCCCACGCCCGGCGAGGCUGAGGCGCUGGCCUACGUGGGCUACCUCGCCGCCGACUGCGUGGGACCCGUGGGCUGCGAACGCCCGUCCAUGACCGAGGUCGUGGUCGCCCUGGAGCGCGCCCUCGUAGCCUGCGGGGCGGCGGCGCCGCUGUCCCGCGCAAGCACCGGCCGCCGGUCCGUCCUCUCCCGCUCCGGCACCGACCAGUUCGACCUCACCGACACGGACUAGCCGCCGCGCCGUCCCGAACUCUAAGCUGCUGACGAGAAGUAGCCAUUUGCAUUGCGGCAUCGGCCACUUCCGUGGACCAUGGUGGCUGCCAACUGCAAGCCGCCGCACGCGCCGAAUCGCCUGUCCCUGGGCCAUGGUUUUCCCGUUGAAAAAGGUGAUGAAGCAAGAGAGAGCGAGGCGGUCGACGCCGACAUCUCGGAUGCCGCUGCUGCCGCGUUAUCAACGGCUAGAUUACCUUCGAUUGACUUGCGAACAACCCACACAGGGACAGGGCACCGGAUCAACAGAUGGCCCGGCGAAACGGUUGACGAGAGACCAGUAGCACGACGGAAAAGAUCAUUCUUUCUUUCUUUCUUUGCUCCCCACUUUCUCCUUCCUUGCUGUAUUCGUUGUAUACUUGUCUUUUUCCUCGUUGGGUGGUUUCUCCAUAUUCUUUGACCAAUGUGCAUAGAUAGAUGAGUAACAAAAUUUGAGAAGAAAAGAAUCACGAUUUACAUUUGCUUCCAAUUUUCUACUGAGGAUCGUUGUGGUUAAGACCA
Molecule: messenger RNA, 3612 nt
Organism: Zea mays
Lineage: Eukaryota; Viridiplantae; Streptophyta; Magnoliopsida; Poales; Poaceae
Product: serine/threonine-protein kinase-like protein CCR4
Biological process (GO): protein phosphorylation
Molecular function (GO): ATP binding; protein kinase activity
Source: RefSeq, a predicted model, not a curated record